AUGCAGAUUGCUGAAAUCCUCUCCGAUUUGACCUCCCUGCGAGCCUGUGAUCACACCGAAGCUCUGAAUCUAGUCAACGUGAACAAGACAGCUAAAGAACUAGAGAGCCCAAAAACCAGCGAGAAGGACUCGGACUCUCUCGAACUUUCCCGAGUAAAAGAGCUUGUCGCUCUUCACUACGGAGUGAAAGUAAAGCACUUGAAGAAUGGGCCUGGUUCUAAUCCCGUGGUCGACGAUGGGUUGCGACGUGUAAGGGAGGAUGUCAAUCGAGUGCUACGAGAGCUGAGAAACCCUUGA
Molecule: messenger RNA, 297 nt
Organism: Talaromyces rugulosus
Lineage: Eukaryota; Fungi; Ascomycota; Eurotiomycetes; Eurotiales; Trichocomaceae
Exons: 2
Coding region: 1-297 (98 amino acids)
Source: RefSeq, a predicted model, not a curated record